Microcebus murinus (gray mouse lemur) is the source of this 2821-nucleotide messenger RNA. It is a transcript of the gene VSX2, whose product is annotated as visual system homeobox 2. Gene Ontology annotation, cellular component: nucleus. The record is from RefSeq and is a predicted model, not a curated record. Lineage: Eukaryota; Metazoa; Chordata; Mammalia; Primates; Cheirogaleidae. Gene Ontology annotation, biological process: regulation of transcription by RNA polymerase II. Gene Ontology annotation, molecular function: sequence-specific double-stranded DNA binding; DNA-binding transcription factor activity, RNA polymerase II-specific.
AUGACGGGGAAAGCGGGGGAAGCGCUGAGCAAGCCCAAGUCUGAGACAGUGGCCAAGAGUACCUCGGGGGGCGCCCCGGCCAGGUGCACCGGGUUCGGCAUCCAGGAGAUCCUGGGCUUGAACAAGGAGCCCCCCAGCUCCCACCCGCGGGCUGCCCUCGACGGCCUCGCCCCUGGGCACUUGCUGGCAGCGCGCUCAGUGCUCAGUCCCGCAGGAGUGGGUGGCAUGGGGCUGCUGGGGCCCGGGGGGCUCCCCGGCUUCUACGCGCAGCCCACCUUCCUGGAAGUGCUGUCCGACCCGCAGAGCGUCCACUUGCAGCCACUGGGCAGAGCAUCGGGGCCGCUGGACACCAGCCAGACGGCCAGCUCGGAUUCUGAAGAUGUUUCCUCCAGUGAUCGAAAAAUGUCCAAAUCGGCUUUAAACCAGACCAAGAAACGGAAGAAGCGGCGACACAGGACAAUCUUUACCUCCUACCAGCUCGAGGAGCUGGAGAAGGCGUUCAACGAGGCCCACUACCCAGACGUCUAUGCCCGGGAGAUGCUGGCCAUGAAAACGGAGCUGCCGGAAGACAGGAUACAGGUUUGGUUCCAGAACCGCAGAGCCAAGUGGAGGAAGCGGGAGAAGUGCUGGGGCCGGAGCAGCGUCAUGGCGGAGUACGGGCUCUACGGCGCCAUGGUGCGGCACUCCAUCCCCCUGCCCGAGUCCAUCCUCAAGUCUGCCAAGGAUGGCAUCAUGGACUCCUGUGCCCCGUGGCUACUGGGGAUGCACAAAAAGUCGCUGGAGGCGGCAGCCGAGUCGGGGAGGAAGCCCGAGGUGGAACGCCAGGCCCUGCCCAAGCUGGACAAGGUGGAGCAGGAGGAGCGGGGCCCCGACCCCCAGGCGGCCAUCUCCCAGGAGGAACUGAGGGAGAACAGCAUCGCAGCGCUCCGAGCCAAAGCUCAGGAGCACAGCACCAAAGUGCUGGGGACUGUGUCUGGGCCCGACAGCCUGGCCCGGGAUGCCGAGAAGCCGGAGGAGGAGGCCAUGGACGAAGACAGGCCAGCGGAGAGGCUGAGUCCGCCGCAGCUUGAGGACAUGGCUUAGGUCAAGGGCGUGCAGACACCGCAGCCCCAAGACUCUGCUCUCCUCCAGGGCUGUGGUGUGGUGCGGGAGGUGCUCUCGGGGCGCCGGCCCAGGCCCAGCCUCUGCCCUCCUCCACUCCCCCACAGACCCCUUCACCCGGUGUCUGCAGGCACAGCUCAGUUCUGGCCGUGGCUUGGACCACGCUGAGACAUCCCCGACCUAGUCUCCACCUCUCCAGCCUCCGCCUCCUCAUCCCAGCAUCCCUGCAUCAGACGCCUUCUUGCUGCCCCAGACCAGCCCUCGAGCCCCUUUCGCUCAAUCCCCUGGCACCUCUCACUGUUCACAGCCACCCUGUUCUCCGUCCUCUUGCUCUAAAGAGCCCCCUUCCUGGCUCUACACCCCUUGUGGAUUCUGCUUUUCCCAUGCCCAAAGCUGGCCACAGCUGUGACACGGACCCUCCUGCCCACUGUAGCUCCAGUGGCCCAGGCGCCCCAGUCCUCAUAAAGUCUUCUUCCACCUCAGCCUGUUCCUUCCCCCGGGCCUGGGCCUGGGCUUCUGCUGUGUGAUGAUACUGCCCUGCAGGCCCAGGCACAACCUCUGCCACCUCUGUUUUCCCAUCGGUGGGGUCCAGAUUCCAGACUAAACUUGGAAGUGUCAGCCUGGGCCCCUUAGCCACCCUCAGUCUUAUGCCCUGCCAGUGGUCACCCUCAGGAACCCUCCCCCACACCCAGCCUGCCCCACCGGUUCCUCCCAGGUGAGAGUUGACAACACAGCAUGUGGUGAUGUACAAUACUUGUAGUGAGUCCAAGUCCUGUGCCCUGCAGUGAGGGGGCACCUCUCUAAGAUGCCACGGUCACUGCCUGUGGUGGCAUCCAAACCCCCUGCUAGGGCCCUGUGUUCUGCAGCAUCCUGACUCUCAAUAUGCUACCUAUAAACCUGACUUGCCGUGAAGGCCCUCUUCUCCCAGAGCCCCUUGCCAACUUCUGAUUUGCAUGUGCCCUGCCUUGGAGCAACCCAGUCCAGCUGUUAAAUGACACCUGGGAAGCCACAGUCCUCAACUUGAUCCAGAGAGGUCAAGCCUGGGGUGGGCCAGGGGCUGUACACAUCUGUUGAGGGCUGGCCACAAGAAGAGUGGGGAAGGGCAGCAGGGGGGGAGGCUACCGUUAAGCCCACACUAAGCUGCAAGCACACACACUUCAUGCUAGGUGUGUGCCAGGAAGCAGGUCCCCUAGAAUAAGACAGACACAGUAACCACGAUGGGCUAAGAGCCAGGGAACUUCUUUCUGCCUGCUGGUGGGUGGGCCUGUCAGUUCUGCAGCUGUCCUUUCCCUAGCCUUUGCCAUUCCCAUUAGAAAUGGGGACACAUAGCCUAGUUGAGCCUGGGGCACCCGGAUUCCCAGGUCAGGCACACGAUUCCCCCACCCCUGUGACAUUUCCUUCUACCCUCCCACCCACCUUUGCAGGGAAUACCUCGCCAGAGAAAGGCCUGAGACAGUGAGCUGCGAUUUUAAUUCUGUAUCAAAAGUUGAUUUCUUCUUCAUUCCAUUCAUGAAACUCCCUAGUUCUUCUUGUCUUUGUUCUCUGUUGUUUGAAGUGUUAGACUAGCCCCUGGUGUGUAAAUAAUGUACAUAGAGUAAGAAAGAAACUUGAUAUCGAGGUGUUUGAAAUAUGGAACUGUAAUAACUUCUAGGUAUCUAAACCUGUGAUUUCUGUGCCAUUUUCUGUAAAGAUACAAGUAAGAAUAAAAUUGACGCAAAAU